Chinchilla lanigera (long-tailed chinchilla) is the source of this 4317-nucleotide messenger RNA. Its product is annotated as glycosylation-dependent cell adhesion molecule 1-like. Bases 154 to 630 code for a protein of 158 amino acids. The transcript is spliced from 4 exons. The record is from RefSeq and is a predicted model, not a curated record. NCBI's taxonomy places the organism in Eukaryota, Metazoa, Chordata, Mammalia, Rodentia, Chinchillidae.
UGGAAGGGAAACCUGGUGUUCCCAGGUCCAAUCCUGAACCAGUUUUCCCCGAAGCCCAUCCCUACCCCAAAAUAAAUAAAGCCCCUGCCAGGCUGCCUGCUCAGCAGCUCUAAAUAGCCUCCCCAGGAAAACUGAUCCUGCUCCUGCUCUGCCAUGGAAGUCUUCGCUCUCCUGCUGCUGGCCAGCCUGGCCUCCACCUCUCUCUCCAUCCUUCACGAGCCAGAAGAUAAAAUCCUUGUAAAGACUCAGCACACAGUUGCUACUACCCAGUUCGUUCCUCCCCAACAGCCCAGGAAGGACCACGCCUCCAAUGAGGACCUUUCUAAGGAGUCUUUCAUCUCCAGAGAAAAGAUGAUUGCUGAAGAGAAUGUGGAGAUAAAACCCAUCGGGCAAAACAGUCAAGAUUCCGUGCAUCCUCGCCCCAUCCUCCAAGAAGAGAGUUUCGGAAACGCCAUUCUUCAGUCAGAAGAGACCACCGAACUCACUCCCAGAGCUGCAACCACCUCCGAGAGAAAAAUGGCCAAGCUCAGCCAUAAAAUCGAGAAGAAUCUGGACAAAAUCCAGAAGAAUCUGGACGAAAUCAUGACACUCACGACAAUUCACGGACAAUUUGAAAAGCUUAAUCCCUAACACCCUAAUGACAAGAGGCCCUAAAUCCCAAACUGGGCCCCGGGAGGUGCCUACCUACCUCUGUCCAUCCCAACCACCACCUCUCAAAUUUGUGCAUUAAAGAGCUGCAAUCCAAACCCAGAUCUAUGGAGGCUUUGUGGGCCCGAUAAAGGAGGCAAGACACCCCUACUCUGCUAGGACUCUUCUUUAGCUCCUCUAACACUUUAAGUUUAAACGGUCCUGCUCUUCAGCUCACAGGCCUGUUUAUUUCCUCAUCCCAAGACAUCCUUUGCAAAGACCGGACCCUCCUCACCCCCCUCCGCCUCCUCAACGCGACACAGUCCCUCCUCACCCUCUGCAGUCUGCUUUUCCCACCCACCAGCCUGCUGCUCCUGCUGUCCCAAAAUCCACAGGCAACAACAAGCCCUGUGGCUGCUUCUCAGUCCUGAAUCUCUGCACUGCCUCUGUAGAGCUGAACACAGCUAGCUCUUCUAGAAUCUUCUCCUCACUGGCUUUCCAGCACACUACACUUUGCUGAUUCUCCUAGUACAUUUUGGGGCUGUGCAUUGCAUACUUCCAGGGUCACAUACUGGAGCAUCUUGUCUUCUCUCUAAACCUCUUUCUCUACACCCCUACACCCUCAUCUUCCAAGACCACGCAGGGUACGUGGCUUCCAUUUGCCACUCAGCUGAUAUCCACUAAGUGCUUACCACAUGCCAGACCCGUUACCCCGUAUGUGCUAAUCCCCCGCAGCCCAGGGCAGCUUUCACCAUCCAGGCGUGUGGAACUCGAUGGAUAAAGAAGAAAAUGGGAGGAUGAAAGUCUCUUUCUGUUUUUCAAAUGCAGGGAAGGCUGCCCAUUAAAGGGCGGGUAGAAUGAUGGGAAUAAAGCGAUCACUAAUCUCUAGGGUCCUACCCCCAGGACACAAGAAAAAGGUGCUCAGGAGACCAACAGAGCAACCGACCCACCACCACAAUGCAAGGCCAGCACUGCCCUGACCCAGGGAAAUCUGGGCGAGCUGUGUGCAAGACUGGAGACAGAUAAAAUAUCUGCUUUCCUCUUUUGCUUUCUCCUGGCAUAAAAAGAGACCAACUGCCCACUGUCCCUUGCUUAUGCUUCCCCCUCCCCAGUAUAGGGAUGCGCAGCUCCACCAAAACUAUCUCCCAAACAAGAUGGAAAAUUCCACUGAGUCUCUCUCUAAGCUAUAGCUUGAGACAUGGGGAAAAAAUUCUGGCCAAUGUAACAGACAUGAUGGAGUUCAGAAAGAAAUUGGAGAGGAAGUUUCUCAAGAGAAAUAGAUUAGAGAAAUUGAAAUGUCUUGGAGAUUAAGACAUCCUAGACUAGACAGCCUUCUGACCCUCACUCCAUUCCAACUAAUACAGAAAAUAGCACAAGGCUUGUUGACCAACGGGGAUCAAAGGACCCACCUUAACAAUGGCUAGACACAUGUACCAGUAAAUUCAAAAUGCAGGGCUUCCUAUUACAACUGGACAGGAGACCUCGGGCUAAUGGGGCUUUCCCCAGUCUCCCCACUCUGCCCCCCUCUGACUCACUGAAUGAACAGAGACAGAGCUGGAGAAGCCAUUGCCAGGCUCGAGGUCCUAAGAUUAUCUCCUCUCCCCGGGGAGGCGUCAGGAAGGAAUGGAAAGGUAGGCUGGAAAGUACUCCCGCCAGCCUGCUCCUUUGUCAGGCAGGGACAUGCAGAAAGGACAGUCCCCAACACAGAGUAGCUUUCCCUUUUCUCAAUGUUUUGGGCUUAAGAAGUGGGCCACAGGUGAGGCAGGAGGAGUGGGACAGAGAAGCCCAGCAAGGCAUCACAGCAGUCUCCCACUUUGCUGUCUGUAACUGGGUAUGUGACCGCAUGACCCGCUGAUUUAUACACUCCCGUUAUGUGACAGGCCCCACUUCCAAUGCUUCACACCUACUGACUCAUUUAAGCUCUCAAAAACAGAAAGCCGUUACCCCCACUUCCAGAUGAAUGGCUGUCAUCGCUCGUCUUUGGGUCCUCCUGAAAUCUGCGGGGUGGCCAGGUGACUCUUGGCCCCCAACACCUUUGAACUGGAUCAAAGGAGGACACAAUUCCACUCCAAACGGCGCUCUAAACUGCUUCCUCUAUCCGAGCAGCUGGGUCACAUUGCUCAGUACAGCAGCUCACCUGAGGGAGCACUACAUGAAAUUAUAAAAUAUCACUUCAACACCAGCAACCAAAAGCAGCCCUGAAUUUGAACAGAAACCCCUUCCUAAUUUCAAAAAUAACAAGAGAACAACAGUGAAAUCCACUUUUCAAUUCAAAUGCAAGGAGACGGAAGCUCAAAAGUCUUCUCCCCCCGAAAGGGGUGUGUUCCCCCUAGUAUCUUCAAGAUUGGCUUAAUGCACCCCCAAAUAUUUCAGGGGUCCAUCUUUUUUAACAUCAGGGUAACUUGGGAGACGUGGAACACCGCGGCACCAGCUCCACACAAACAAAACUCAGAAAUGCAAGCAUGUUAUCGGGUCCCAGACAAUUCCAUGCCCUAGUGCCUAGUGCAUGCUUCUGUGUGUGUUUUGAGGGGUUUGUUUAGUUUUGUUUUGUUUUGUUUUGUUUUGUUUUGUUUUGUUUUGUUUUGUUUUAGUGAGAGGGAUGGGGAAGGCUCCAGUCACAUGUCCUCGUGUCACGGAGGACAGAUAUUCGGCCGUCAUCUCAGGUAUGCAUGCCUCCAGGAAGGUCUCCAGCCGUCUUCCGCUGCUGCUUGCAAGCCUCAGCUCCUCUGCCCACGCUCUUCCUAAGGGGCAGCAGCAGCAGCAGCAGGCAGCUCACAGCAGCACAGGGGCCAGGGCUGUGUCUUGCUGAGCAAGCUGACCAGAAAAGGCAAUGGCACCGCAUCCCCGUGACCGUCUUCUCCUCAAUUCCAAAAGAUGGGCAGGGGCCCUGGAGCUCAGCAGGAGUCGCCUCGCUCCUGCCGGCAACGUUUCACACAGAAACCCCGUGGCAUCUGAGAGAAGAGAAAGCCUUGACCCCCACCUGGCCAAGGUGCUCUCACAGCCAUGUCAGCUCUGCAGAGUUCCCAGCACAGGCACUUAAGCCUCAAGCAGUAAAAGUCUCCAAGGAACAGGCUGCUUUGGGCAUUAACCAUUGGAGGGUGGGGCGUGCAUGCUGUCUCUUCUGUUACCUUGUGAUAUUUAGAGAUUUAAAUUACUGCUCCCAUUAGUCCCAGUUUAACUCAGCUGUGCCUACAUCUAUGUCUUUCGUACAUGAACUUCCCCUACGGUGUGUUUCAUCUUCUCAGUCACUGUGUAGCAUGUUUCCUGGGAAUGUUUCCCCGGGAAAUACCCUCCCUUAAAAAGAUUAACUGUGUCCCUCUGAAACUUCCCUCACUGUGCUCACAGCUUUGCCACUAAAACUGGCUUCCCUCGUACCUUGCAAGGGACUGUCUGCGGUGGGUCCUGGCUCCCUCUACCGGCCUCCUCCUAUUUCGCAUCAUUGUUAGAUAGCGAGGGUCCCAUUCCUUCCUGGCAUACUAAUAGUCUUCUCUGCCCUGGUAUUUGGGCAUAGAAACAUUUCCUCUUUCUUUUAAUACUAUCUCAAGCCUGAGCUGUAGGAAAUAAUUCCAGGGGCCCGUGAUCAGACCAUACCUUAAAUCCCUCCAUGAUCCCUGCUGUGACCCUGCGUGAAGUUCAAAACAAAAUAGGCAGCUAGGACCUGGGAAAGCCGACCUAGAGUUGCCAGCUACA